AGGGUUUUCCCAAGUUUUCCUUCAUCGACGUUCCCGAAUCACUACACAACGGUGACAGGUCUGUAUCCUGGACAUCAUAACCUAGUUGCCAAUAUGAUUUUUGACCCUGCAGUUGCUGGAAAGCCACUUUAUUUGGGUACACAUCAAAGAGACGAAUUUUAUACCGAGGAACCUCUGAAUCGAACACUAAAAUCGGUGGAUAGACACUUCAGAGAUUUUCUUGAGACUCUAAUGGAAAAAGGCUAUCUGGGUUGCAUCAAUCUAGUUAUUGUAUCAGAUCAUGGAAUGAGCCGAGUUCGAAGUCAUAUUCUGCUCAAUGAUUACGUGAAUGUAGACGACUUCUACGCUACAUAUGGAUCUCAAACGCAAAUUUUCCUGAAAAAAUCGACAAGUGUGACGGAAGAUGACUUCAAGUUGCUUGGAUGUCGUACUGGAAAAAAUGCUCGUAUUUUUUCUCAACCAACGAUGCCUAUUCGAUUCCACUAUCCCAAAAAGACAGCACGAAUCGGCGACUUGAAUAUGUUUCACAGAGGCUCUGGUGCCGUACGUUGGGAUCGUCAUGGCACUCACGGGCAAGACUAUAUCGAACCGCCUUUGCAUACCAUUAUGUUUGCUAUGGGACCAAGUUUCAAGGAAAAUUACGUGCUACCUGCCUUCAUGAAUGUGGAGUACAUGAACCUAUGGGCAAAACUAUUAGGCAUUCCUUUGAUGAAAAAUGAUGGUGACCCUGUUUUCAUGGAUAUGGCUCUACGAAAUCACACGACGCCACACCCGAACUACAAGGAUACGAGGGUAUGUACUACGAGCAGCUCCCCGCAGUAUUGUGGUGCUUGUUCCAAGGAAGAGGAGGACAUCAUCAAGAAAUGGGCCACAUGCAAAAGCAGCCCUAUUUCUCAGGCUAUCACCUUGCAAGAGUUCCCUGAAUCAAGUGGAGACUUCUGUUUCUUAGUGCAUUCUGGCACGUUGAUCGAGCUGUAUAAUCGCGAUUCCGAAGAUGAAAAACUCUCUAGCGACUGCAUUUUCCAAUUAACCGAGAAUAGAGAGACGCAGUGUGCAGAAAUGAAAGAUGCCAAGAAGUUCAUGAAAAACACGAUAUCUGCUUACCCUGAGAACGUAAUGGCGCAUGAGUGGAACCUGAUUCCUCCACUGAAACCACGUUUCAUAGAAGUGUACUUGGACCCACUGAAUAAUUACACACGAGAGAUUGUUUCCAAACGUGGUCAAGUGAUUUCUAUCACUGGAUGGGUAUACAACUACAACUACGAUGGCAUGUAUUCAAAGCUGCAGCCACACAGAACCGAGCCUACUCAUAUAUUUCGGAUUUUAAUUGCAUGCAAGAAGAAUUGGUCAGAAAAUGGACCUUAUUGUGAAAAGUCAGAAGACACUGAGGCCUUAUCCUUCAUUUUACCUCACGUGGAAAUCGAUCAUAACUGCCUGUCCCAGAAAGAGCUACUACUGCAGUAUAGCGCAAGAGUAAAAGACGUCGAACAAAUUAGCGGACAGUAUUUCAACUUGACCAAAUUGCCGUAUUUGGAGCAGCUUAAAUUGAAGUUGCAUGUUAUCACUGAGCUAUGGUAG
Molecule: messenger RNA, 1578 nt
Organism: Haemonchus placei
Lineage: Eukaryota; Metazoa; Nematoda; Chromadorea; Rhabditida; Trichostrongylidae
Source: the annotation of a GenBank genome assembly